This is a messenger RNA of Anopheles coluzzii, 4475 nucleotides long. RefSeq lists its product as uncharacterized. NCBI's taxonomy places the organism in Eukaryota, Metazoa, Arthropoda, Insecta, Diptera, Culicidae. The transcript has 5 exons. The record is from RefSeq and is a predicted model, not a curated record. Bases 1653 to 2612 code for a protein of 319 amino acids.
UGGAAUUCAUUCCGAUUCGGCGGGGCUGUGUGUGCGAGUUCAGUUCUCUCGCAUCUCCCGUCGUCGGUGUUUGUGCGGUCCGUCCGGUCCGUGGGGGAUUAGCGCUAUCCCAGCCCAAGAAAGAAAGAAAGAAAGAAAAAAGCAUCGCUUCCCCAACGCUGUUUGUUUUGUAGUGUAAGUAACCCGUCCGUACCUGUCCCGUGUAAAGUGUUCCGUAAUCUCACUACCCAGUUGUGUGAAAUAUGAAUGAAAGCGUCAAUUUCCGAAACAGCCACCAAGCUAACAGCAGCACAGCCCGUUCCGGUGCGUCGUGUUGAAUGUGGGGCACGGCAACCCCGCGAAAGGGGACAGUGAAAGGGGAAGAAAAAUAAUAAUAAUAAUAAUACAACGUAUGCAUGCAGCCGAUCCACCGCAUACCAAGAGAGCCGCGCGCGUUCACUGUCCGCUGGAGUGGUGUGAGUGAAAACGUGUAGUGUGUGGUCCCCCCGUACUCGCCUACUGCGCCCAACCCCAUCCGCCGUCGUUUUGUCCAUUUGUUGGUGGGUGUUUUUUUUGCACGCGGCAUCCAAGCAACAACUCCCCCCCCCCCACCGACGCUCCGUUUGCAUUUUGCUCGCGUGUUCAGUGUGUGCGUGUUUCUGUUGUUUUGUGUAGUGGUCGACGUCGUCGUCAUCGUUCCCGUGGAAUCGGCCUCCCAUUCUCUCCUUCCCCCUGCACGUAAGAAGAAGAAAAGUCAAGGGGAGCCCGUUCAGGUGCGUCACCCUCGCGGUGUGUACGGUUUUGCUUGUAAAGGUGUGGUGUGUAUGGGCGUACGAGUGUAUGUGUGUGUGUGUGUGUGUGUGUGCGGUGUGUGACUAACCCCAAAAUUUAGGCCCCCAAACAACCGCAAACAACAAAAAAAAACGAGAAGAAAGCCCAUGUUAGGGGUGAUCGGAAGUGAGGUGGAUAAAAAAAACAACAAAUGGAGAAAUAGCUUCACUCUCACCGUGCAUGUGUGUGCACUUGUGUGUUAGUGUGUAGUUCUUUUCACCGUUUGUUCUGCGGCGUGGCGUUUGUGUGUUGGUACGGUGGAGAAUGGCCGGGGAAAGCAAUUGAGAAGCCGUAAAAAGAAAAAAGUAAACAUAAACCAUCCGCGCAUCAUCCCCCAGGUGGGCGCGUGCGUGUAUGUGCUGUUGUGUGUAUGUGAGCCUGUUGAACGUCUUCUUUUUGCUGCUGCUGCUGCUGCUGCUGCAUCGGGAAAUACAAAAGCACCGUUUCGUCGCGUCGCAGCACACAGUUCCAGCUCGAGCGAUUAGUUCUUCCACUCCAAAGAAAAACCGGUCAACAACUCCGUCCUGUGAUCGACGUCGGGGGGAACCUGGGACAGCUGUAAUUAGUGCUCGUCCCUCUCGGCUGGCGGUUCCUGUGUCUGGCUGGUGUACCUUUUCACCUUGACAAAUCACGCCGGACACGCAGGAAAGAGCCAUCCGCCAAUAGUCAGCGGGGGGGCUAGAGGCGCGAAGUGCGCAGCCGUUUGCCGGAGGAAGCGAGGCGACGAACAACGCGGGGACAGGAUCAACUCGCAGCGCGCGAGAUGCGACAGCAUUCGCGUGAACAGCUAGCAGCGGCCCGUUACCACCAACACCACCAGCGACAGCAGCAGCAGCAGCGACAUGGCGGGAAUUAAGCCGAACGUUUACGCCGUGAUAGUGACCUCGGUGGGAUUCCUCUGUCUGGUCAUCAGUGCGACAGCCGUCGGCGUGCCGGUAUGGGCGUACUACGAGGGCCGUGGAAUAGAGGAUCGUGGCUAUUUCGGUCCUUGGCAAAAGUGUCAGGUGCUCAGCUAUCGGGAACGGUGCGGUGAUAUUGGACGCUUCAAACCGGACGCCGUCGUGUUCGUGAGCGGACUGCUGGCGGUCGGCGGAUGCGCCCUGUUCGGCAUCUUCUGCAUCCUGAGCAUCAUCCAGAUAGCGAUGAUAUCGUCCCGCGAUCGCGUCUGCAUGAGCUACAAAGCGCUCGUCCUGCUCAAGCUGGUCGCCACCAUACUGGCGGCCGGUCUGUCGAUAGCGGCCGCCAUCCUGUUCGCGCUGCAGACCGAUGACUACGCCCGCGGCUACCAGAUCACCCGGGGGAUCUCCUUCUAUCUGCAGAUUCUCGUCACCGCACUGUCGCUUGCCCUGCUCGCGCUGGCCGCGUACGAUCGCAUCCUGACGAACCGGCCCGAUGGUGAUCCGACGAUGCUGUCGAACGCUACCGCCAAUGGACGAGGAGGAGCAGGAGCUCGCACCGGGUCAACGUACAACAAUCCCGGCUUUCGAGAAACAUCACACAAUCCAAAUGGCAUUGCAGUGACGGAUUCAUCCGGACGGCCGUACUCCUCCGGCAUGAACGGUAGCAUGCAGUCGGUCAACACCACCGUCACGACCGUCUCGAACGGUUCGACGAUCGGGUCCGGGUCGGUGACGAGGACGCCGCUACGAUCGAGCCUUAAGAAGCCCCGCCCGCCCAACUCGACCACGGACGGGUUGGGCAUCCGCAAUCCGGGCUACUCCGGCGGCAAUCAGUCGCCACGGAUGCAGCGCAACGGUAGCGUUAAGAAGGUGCGCAUUCAAACGCACAGCACAGAUGUUUAGUGAAUGGCUAAUUAGUGAGUAAAGAUUGUCAAUCGUCGAACACGAAUAGAGAGAAAGAGAGAGAGAGAGAGCGCGCGGGUGACGACACACACGCACACACGCCCAAUCGCGCUCGGGUCGCUCUGUUCGCGCACUUUUUCAAACAUUCCGUCCAAUUGGAAACCACAAGCGUCCAGCUGUAGUAAGCUUACAGAGAAAAACAAGGUACUGAUUUGUAAAUAAUAGUAUUUAUGCGCAAAACUGUCGCUGUCGCUAUGCCGGCGUGUGCUAUCUUCUAAAACGCGAAACAAUCCAUAUUAGCGAUAAUCGAUAAUCGGCAGCAACAAAUCAAUCAAUCGGUAUCAGCAGCAGCACUAUCAAAUUGAAUUUAAGUGUAAGAGUUUAUAAGAGAGAGAGAGAGUGCAAGAAUCGUUAGUGUGUCGACAGUCAGAGGCACACGUGUAGUGCACUAUUUUCCUAUUGCUUUCCUAUCUUAAAUUGUGUGGCAGAUCGUUCCACUCACAUCAGGACCAAGUAACACAAAGGAUGCCUUACUUAGGUUGUUCUUAUUGGAAUGUGAAAGUAUUUUAGCAAAGCUCGUUAUUUCAUAUUAGAAAUAGGGUAAUCACCGCGUAAUCUCACGUCCCCAUUUUUCUCCACUUCCUGUUCGUGUGAAAGUGUUUGCACCCGCUGUUUCGUAGUAUCAAUGAUAGUGUAAAGUAUUGGAUCCCAUUUACCGUCCAUGAUGUUUGUAAGGAUCGAUACCCGCUAAGCGUGAGAGUACUAGAGAGUACUCUAAUUGUGGUACCGGCGCACCUUUCUCACACGCUUGCGCACACGCGCAGCAGCCUUACGUUGGGCCAUUUGUUUUAAUUCACUAGCUGGUAAGCGUAGUUUUAAACAUUUCUCUUUAAACACACUACCUACACACAUAUCCUGAGCGUAACAAUUAUUGUGGUCUUCCAAGUUUAUAAGCGUUAAUGUAGUAUCAUCGUUAGAAGCAAACAACACACGUUCCAUUACCAACUUGGCAAUGCAUUCCGUCCCGAGGGAGAAGAGUAUUCUCGUUAAAUUAGUUAGCAUAGUUUUUAUUCUCUCUCUCUAUACUGUGUAGUCACGUUGUUAUACACUGUCGUUGUUCUCGAUGUAGAAGGAUUUUGAAUCAGUUUAACAUUUUUAACACCACCGUCCACUAUGUUUUAAUGUUAAUGGUUUAGGUGUGAGAUACCGGUUGCGAUGUCUUAGCCAGGUGUGUACUGUAUUCGCUUGUCUUAAGAGCAAUAAUUGCAGCUAACCACGAUUCGCUGCUAUCGAGAGAUGUGGUGGAUAGUAGAAAGGAUUAAAAAGAUGAUCUAGCAAAAUAUUAAAAUAAAAGACAAUGGCAAACACCGGUCAAGAAACAGGCGAAAAGUCGGUAGCAGCAGCUCAUAGUAAUGGUAUGUGAAAACUUAUCUCACUGCACAAAGUACGAAUCCUGGACAUAAAAUACUUCCUUUUAUAGGUUUUCUCUAGAAUGAACAUCAGAUGUGUAAGUGUAUCUAGCAAUGAAGCACAGCUUUUGUUUUUUUUAAAUCGAAGUUAAUAGAAACACACAAUGUUUAUUUGUAAUUAUCUCUAGCAUGCAAUGUCAGAAAAGGCAAUAACAAACAAGAAAAGGACCACGUGGAAGACAGUAGUGCGUUACUGUGAUUCAUUCAAAAUGAUCAUUCCAUAAUCUGUUUUUUUACUCUUCUAUUCGGUCUAAGUAAGCUUUUCUUUCGUAUUUCCGUUGUGUCGAACCGUUUGUUUUUUAAACCGUACCGUGGUGUGUUAGGGCGUAUGAAAAAGGAAAGUAGUAAAAACUAAUCGAAAAUCUGUAAUAAAAUUGAAAGCAAAAGAUCACAA